Messenger RNA from Protopterus annectens (West African lungfish), 4976 nucleotides. It is a transcript of the gene RPAP1, whose product is annotated as RNA polymerase II associated protein 1. The record is from RefSeq and is a predicted model, not a curated record. Bases 156 to 4469 code for a protein of 1437 amino acids. The transcript has 25 exons. Gene Ontology annotation, biological process: transcription by RNA polymerase II. Gene Ontology annotation, cellular component: nucleus. NCBI's taxonomy places the organism in Eukaryota, Metazoa, Chordata, Ceratodontiformes, Protopteridae.
AACAAAGACUGAGCAGCUACCGGAAGUAAACAAAUAUGUAGCGCCACCGGAAGUGCUUGCCAUGUGCAAAUCUACAAAUGUUUGGGAUAUUAAGUGGCUGCUUGUUAAAUAAAGUUUAUUCCUUGUUUUCCUUGUCUCCUGAAUAAAAAUUAAAGAUGUUGGGAAGGCCCAAACUCGGGCAGCUGGAAGAGGAUCUCUUGCAGUUUCAGAAUCAAUUUCUGGCCACUGGAACCGAACCAGCUGCAAAAGUUGUAAGGAAAGCUGACAAGCGGAGAGUGGAGUCUAUGAAAGAUGAGCAGGUUUCACUUGAUAAAAGAGACGUUGUCACAUUUAAAGAUUUACCUCCUUCUCUGACUCCUGCCCCUCCAAAGAAAUCCAAGUCUAAGUCAGCUCACGUCAAGUUUGAAGAUGAAGAUCCAGAGGACAGACUGGACCAUCAUGACAGGCAUAUCACUGCAGUGCUUUCCAAAAUUAUUGAAAGAGAUACUAGUGAGAGUAGUAUUUCACUUCCUUUGAACCUUGGUGCACCCUUUCCUAAAGCAUUUCACCGUUUUGAAAUGAAGACUGAGACUAGACCAUCAUCUGCAAGAAAAAGUAUAUUUGCUCAGAACAUUGCUGCAAAGAAAGCGAUAGAAAGGGACAGAUCAGCAGGAGUUUGUUCCAGCUUCUCAAAUGUUGUACCUAGUGCAAGUGAUGGCCAGGUCCCUGAAUCUGAAUCACUGCUUACCAACAGCAAAAGAGGUUUUCCCAGUGAAAUACUAAACAAGACUCAAUUGUCCAGAAUUGCAAAUGGGUUGGGACUUGACAGACCCAGCACUGAACAAGAAGCUGUGAGAAUUCAUGAAGAAAAUAUAGAGAGACUACGUAAUAUGUCAGCGGAUGAGAUCCUGGAAGAACAGAAGAAGCUGUUCGCUCAGCUGGAUCCAAAUUUAAUCAGUUUCUUAAAAAUGAGUGGCUCAGCACAUAAAUCACAGGAAAAAAAGAAACCGUCACAGAAGGAAAAACAGGUGACAUUUCAAGAAGGGCAAACAAUCUCAGGCUUGGAUGUGGAACCAGAAAUGCAAGUUGUUAUGACGGACAGAGCGUCCACUGCCAGUGAAAAACAGUUACUGCAUGCAGAGGAGAUUAAAGAGGACAUAGAAGAAACUGUGCAAAUGUCAGAAUGCCACAUUACAGUUGAUGAGCUUCCUGUAAAGCCUCAGAAGGAGUGGCUUCAUAUGGAUGUUGUGGAAUAUGAAAAAAUAGAAUGGAUGAAGGAUUUGCCUCCACCAAAAAAGAAGAAAACAAGGAAGGGAAUGCAGGCACGCUUCAGCUUCAGUGGAGACUUGGUACCUCCGGCUUCAGACCUGCCUGUUCAUCUAGGUUUACAUCAUCAUGGGGAGGAACCAGCGGAAGCUGGUUAUUCCCUUCAAGAGCUGUUCCACCUGUCCCGCAGCCAGUUCAUUCAGCAGCGUGCCCUUUCCUUGCAGACAUUAGGAAAUGUUGUUCAGAAGGCCAAGAGUGGAGAGCUUGCAUCAUCGUUGCAGGGAAGUGUACUGAAAGUGCUUCUGGAUGCUGGAUUCCUGUUUCUGCUGCGUUUUUCACUAGAUGACGCAGCUGAGAACGUUAUCGCAGCUGCUGUGCACACACUGAAACUUCUCCUUGUUUGCCCUACUGAUGAGGAAUACCUUGAUAGGACUUUCUCAUGGUACCAGGGCGCAGCAGCUUACCCCUUCCUGACAAAUCAGGUAGAAGAGGAUGAUGAUGAUGAUGAGGAGGAGGAUAAAGACAAAGUGGAAAGUGAAGAAGGAAAGGCAUUAAAGGAGUCUGAGAAACCAGAUGCUGAUGUAGCACAAACAGAUUUAAUAAAGGGUCUUUUGAAAAUGAAUAUUUUAAAACGACUAAGGUAUAUUCUCGAGGUGGCAAGACCUGUUCCAUUAGUCACCAUCGAUAUUUUGCAUAUUCUGAUUCGCAUUGCCAGGCACUCUUCUGAGGCUUGCAGUCAGAUUCUGCAUUGUCCUCGGUUGGUGGAGUCCAUCGUAACUGAAUUCCUUCCUUCGACCUGGAAACCUCAGAUUAACAGUGAGGAGUUACUGCAAAGUCUACAUGGCAUACCGUGCUCCCUUGCUAUGAAACUGUUUCGUGUGAUGGCGUGUGGAGGGCGCAACACAUCAGCCAUAUUGCUAAAUAAAUAUGACCUAAAGAGCAAAAUUUGCCGUUUUGUAGUGCAGGAUCCUGAGGAUCUCCACCUAACACAACAGGAAGCCUUUCUUCUUAGCACAGAAGCUUUCAGACUGUGGGCAGUAGCUGCUGAAUAUGGUCAAGCGUGCACCCUUUUCAAUGAUCUUUAUCCAGUUUUGGUGAAGAUUCUUCAUUCCCUGCCAAACACUGAAGUCCAGAAGUUGGUUUGCAGCACCACAUGGCAAUUGUCCCAGCUAAGAAUCACAGCUCUCAUUACGUUACUUGCCAAUGUAACAAAAACAGCUGGCUGUGCUGCUGCAUUACAAGCUGCCCUAACCAGUGAUUGUGGAGGGAAAGACCACUCUCCAUUGCCGGGAGUAAGCUGGAGUCAUGUUGUUGGAUUACAGACCUCUAUGCAUGCAUGCCUGAAGCAUUUCUUAAAGGAGAUUGGGAGUCAGGCCAGCUGGGAAGCAGUGCAAAAUGUAGUAACAGUACUGUUUGUGUACUUGGGAGUAUAUUACAACAAACUUCAAGAACAGCCUUCGUAUAACCCAGUGGAGUGUUUGCAAGACCUGGAGCAGCUGGACUCUGAAGUACUGCAGCCCCUUCUACGUGACUCUGCAUUUAGCUCAAUGUGGGAACAUUUAAGGUCAUGCUCUGCUGUCUGUAACCCAAAUUCCUGUUGCCCAGGACCAGAGUCCGUUUCCAGCCUUGUUGAUCUUAGCUGUGAAGGAGAAAAGCCAAAUAAUAGUCUGUUGGGGUCAAAGUCUCCCUUUCCAUUCCUAACAGCUGUAUUGUAUCUUAUUAAUAACAUUGUAACCAUCCAUAAAGGACUCAUCAAGAAGUUUACGUUUGUGAUGAAUUUCAAAGGGCUACAAGAGUACCUGGUUCAUAUCUGUCAGAGUACCUUGCAUGUGACGCAUGCCUCAGCAUGGAUACUUCGUCAUGAGUACCAUUUCCAGUACCUGUUGCUGAAGCUGGCUGUCAGAAUGGUGAACUCAAAUUCAUAUGUAGCUCAGCAAGCCUCACUCUACCACACUGUUGCCUUGACAUUGUUAAGUCGGUUGUUGCCAGGCAGUGAACAUCUGUCACAUGAUCUCCUCUCAAGCAUAGUGUUCAACCAAGAGUUUGUUCCGGAGGGAAAAAUAGGAGGCCCAGAAGCUGAAGAUCUUUCGAGCAUCCUGCACCUUGAUGUCAUCCAGAGCUCUGCUGCUCCUGUUUCUGCUGCAGGAAUUAUCUGUAAGCCUAGCCAUGGCACUCUUCUUCGAGAAGCUUAUAGUCUACUUCCUACCAUCCGUGUUUGUUACAGCAUUCAUUUUGCAUAUCUUCAUCCUGCUGCUGUGCGAUCCCAGGCCUCAUAUGAAGGCCUGACUCAUCUGGUUCAGGCUGUUUUGCUCCCAGAUUGGAAAGGAACUAUUUUGCCUGCUGACUGGAUGUUUCUUCCACUUAUUAACCUCUAUGACAGAGUCUCUAAGGUUGAAAUUAAAGGCAAGGCAGUUGAAAACCUGCCACACAACCUGGUGGACAUUGUAACCAAUAGUCUUCGGUGGGUGUUGCUUGUAGAGACAUGGCGUUCCAGGGUCCUCCAGGAUCUGCCAGUGGCUGCUAGAGUGGCACGUUUGAUGUGUGUAUUUCUCACUGGAAAUGAUUUAUUUUUGGAGAAGCCUGUAUAUUGUUUCAUGGUAACACUGCUGUCUCUCUACUGUCAGCCAAAAAUACUGAAUGAAUUGGACCUUGAAAUGCCACUUCCUGGACUAACUUCAUUUUAUAGUCUUUAUGUCAAACUUUUGGAACAGUUUGACAGUGUCUCAUUUGGGGAUCAUUUGUUUGGUUGCUUUAUUCUGCUUCCUUUACAACGAAGAUUCAAUGUCCAGCUUCGACAGGCAGUAUUUGGAGAGCAUGUUGGUGUACUCAGGGCACUAGGUGUGCCACUCAAACAGUUUCCUGUCCCACUAGAACGAUAUACUUUACCUCCUGAGGACUCUCUUGAGCUACUUCGACUCUACUUCAAAGUGCUGGUCUCAGGCACCUUGCGCCUUACCUUCUGCCCUGUUCUUUAUGUGGUUACUGUUGCUCAUGUAAACAGCUUUAUCUUUUCUCAGGACAACGUACCCCAGGAUAUGGAAUCUGCCCGGUCAAGUAUGCUGAAGAAGUCAUAUUUAUUAACAGAUGAGGUACUGAAGAAACACCUGUUGUAUUACAAGUUAGCAGAUGUGGAGUCACCAGUGGGUUUUCAGAUGUAUGAGGAAUUACCUCCCAUUAGAUGCAAACGGCUGGAGUCUGUAUUGGGGCAUGCAUUGCAGAAGUGAAAAAGGACUACCCUUAACAACUCAUUAGUGAUUUUUUUUCUGUGAAGCUUAAUAUUGGAGUCUAAGAAGGUGAUGUGUGACUUUUGACAAGCCAACUCAGGUGCCCUAGAAUUUGUAUUUUAUUUCCUGUAAAUGACAUGAAGUUAAAAAUGAAGUUUUUCUGCCUAGAUAAUGACAGACGAAUGGAUGUUCUUGGCUGCGGCAGGGUUAGUCACCCGGCAGUGUAAACCUUGGCUCUAGAUAAUUGUCACUGGUGAAGUGACACCCCAACCCCUUGUGCAAAAAAAUGAGAAAAGGUGUUGUGGGUGGAUGGAUAGAUGGAUGGACAUUCAUGGAAGAUGCUGACUGUAUAAUAUUCAGUGGUCUGCAGAAACGGCAAUGGGAUGAACUUAGUAUGAAUUGUGUGAAAUCAGGCACUUUAUCUCUUUUGUAUUUUUCCUGUGGCAAAAUCAGUUCAGUUAAUCUGGAAAGAACUUAAUAAAGACAACUAUUUCUAGUAGAUGUAAA